Molecule: messenger RNA, 450 nt
Organism: Purpureocillium takamizusanense
Lineage: Eukaryota; Fungi; Ascomycota; Sordariomycetes; Hypocreales; Ophiocordycipitaceae
Exons: 1
Coding region: 1-450 (149 amino acids)
Source: RefSeq, a predicted model, not a curated record
AUGCAGCUCACCCAGAUCCUCGCCGCCGCCACCACCCUCAUGGCCUCCUCGGCGCUGGCCGCCCCCGCGCCCGCCAGCAAGUCGAUGAUGGCCUCUGGCGCACAGUGGACCAUCGAGGGGAUGAAGCGCGAGUGCGCGAGCGACGACAGCUCGUGCACGUGGAAGUUUGGCAUCAACCCGCACGACGGCAAGGCCGCCACGCAGUGCGAGUACGUGGUCAAGCAGGCGCACGCCUCGCGCGCCAACCCGGCCGGCCCGAGCAACUGCGGCGACUACACCAUCACGUCGGGCUGGAGCGGGCAGUUUGGCGAGGGCAAUGGCUUCACGACGCUGUCGGUCGUGGACAACAAGAAGCGGCUCAUCACCUGGCCUGCGUACACGGACAAGCAGGUCCAGGACGGAAAGGUGGUUGAGCCCGACCAGAGCUACACUCCCCAGAACCUGCCUUAG